AAUAAUUCAUUAUAAAUUUUUCUUUUUCAUAUUUUAAAUUACGUUAAAUUUUCACUAAAUACUUACAUCUACAUAUAAUUCACGAAUAAUUAUUACGAAUAUGGCAUCAAUUUUAAAGACUUUUAAUGGAAUUCAACUAUUCAAUAAAUAUUUGAAACAGAGUAUUGAUAAAAUAUAUAUUCCAAAUCGUGGUAAAAGAUUGAAUCCUCCACCAAAGAAACGUCAUCCAGAAUGGCUACCAAAACCAACACGUGUAUUAUAUAAUGAAGAACUUACUUCAGAAAAUAAAGAAUUUCUCUCAGAAAUUGUUUCAUCUACUAAAGGACUACUCAAUAACAAUACAUCUCCAUUAAAUAAUGAAUUAAUUCAAUCAAAUGCAACAUGGACUCCAAAUUCUAAACGUACUGGUUUAAUUGGUAAAAAGAUAGGAGUAUAUCCAAUGUGGUUAAAAAAUGGACGAAAAGUAUUAACUACUUUAAUACAGAUUGUAGAUAAUGAAGUUGUAAAAUAUAUACCACCAGAAGAAUAUAAACCAGUUAAACCUAUUAGACAUAGAAUUGAAGUAAAAAAUGGCUGUCUUGUAUUAGGUGCUAUAAAUGUUGAUCCACAAUUACUUACUAAAGAAUAUUAUGGAAUAUUUAAUAAAGCAGGAGUUACACCAAAAAAAGUAUUAAUGAGAUUUACAAUUUCACCAAAUGCUGUUCUCCAACCAGGAACUCCUUUAUAUGCAACACAUUUUAAACCAGGAGAAUUUAUUGAUAUUCGUGGAAAAACAAUAGAUCGUGGCUUUCAAGGUGUUAUGAAAAGAUGGGGCUUUAAAGGUAUGCCUGCUUCUCAUGGUGUAACUAAAACACAUAGAAGACCAGGCAAUAUAGGUUCAGGAGGUAAAUUGGCUAGGGUAAUGCCAGGUACUAAAAUGCCUGGACAUAUGGGAAAUCGUUGGCGUAUUCUUAAAGGUGUAAAGAUACUACGAAUAAACACUAAAUAUAAUGUAAUUUGGGUAUUAGCUCAAAACGUACCAGGAGAGCUAAAUACUAUGUGCUAUUUAUACGAUACGAUUUUACCUACUAAAAAAAGUACUUCGCCAUAUUUUCCUACAUAUUUGUCAAAUGAAAGUGAACUACCUGAAAAUCUUUAUGCAGAUGAUGUUCAUCCAUUUGAGAAUCCUACAAUUGUAUUCCAAUCAGAAUCAUAAUUGUAAUAAUGUAAUAAAUAAAAAAAAUACUUUAUAAGAA
Apis mellifera (honey bee) is the source of this 1235-nucleotide messenger RNA. RefSeq names its product 39S ribosomal protein L3, mitochondrial (gene mRpL3). Lineage: Eukaryota; Metazoa; Arthropoda; Insecta; Hymenoptera; Apidae. Gene Ontology annotation, cellular component: ribosome; mitochondrial large ribosomal subunit. Gene Ontology annotation, molecular function: structural constituent of ribosome. Gene Ontology annotation, biological process: translation. Bases 101 to 1195 code for a protein of 364 amino acids. The transcript has 8 exons. The record is from RefSeq and is a predicted model, not a curated record.